AUGGCAGCCAUCGGUCCGUUCUAUGCGCAUAAAGAGACACGGUUGAAUCUCGAUCCAGCAACACCAGGCUCUACAGUUGCGAUUACUUUACCUGCGCAUGGAGCAACAACUUGGGCUUCAAGAAAAGCUCAGAAGCGAUCCCAUGUCGCCGAAGUCCCUAUCGCAGAGGAUGAAACUGCAUUCAGAAAGAACCACUUAGCUAUAGCAGCUUCGAUCUACCACCGACAGCACCACAAAUCACCAAGAAGCUUUCUUUGGAGGGUCCUGGAGGGUGGAAAAGUACUCUCGAUACGGGCGGUGGAUGUGUCUAGACAAACGAAUGCCCCAGAUGCGAACCUCACCUUACGUUUGACCUUUCCAAGUGCGAUCACACCAGGUUGUAUUGCAUUUUCGGAUUCGAGGGAACAUGAUGUUCUCAACGUAUUCGUUGUAACUGAGUCUCGUCAGCUUUACGCGCUCAAUUUGCGCCCAGACUAUUUUCGGAAGCCUUCGAGUACGGAAGAUAAUGUCAGAGAUUGGUGCAAGAUAUCCGUUCCUUCAUCGUUCGCUAUCGGACACCCCCACAGACUAGUCGCCUUGAGCGCGGAUGAACUUCUGAUAUCCUCUCCAAAUGGAGAACUCCAAAAGCUGACGAGGAAGUCCGCCGAUGGCUCCGAAUGGGACGUUGCUCACUACAAUGAUCGAAGCUUUCGGCAAAACAUCAGAAGCUGGAUACCUUUGCAUGGUAGUAAUACCAUUCGUUACGAUAAAGGGACUAUUGACCUAUCAACUGCUACCUCGAUAGCCUCAUCAUAUACAAUCAUCGAUGGGAUGCCAUAUGCCUUCACGGUCUCUUUGGACCACCAACUUCGAGUGUGGAAUCUCCAAACUAGAAAGGUUGCGUAUAUGGGAGACAUCCUCGAUCAAGAGCCUGGAUCUAAGGAGACUUCAAAGCGGGUGAUUGACCCCUCACACUCGCAACUAGUAAAGGUAUAUGGUGAAGAUGAGGGUGCCUUAUGCGUGACGUAUUCACCUCUUGGGAAUGGCCAAUUCAAGUUCUGGAGUAUUCAGUCAGCGGAGGAUGGUAACUUGGCAGUUACAGAUUUGUUCCCAGAAAACACCCUGGAACCCCAGGCCCCUACUUCUGAUCUCUGGACCUUGGCAGACUUCUCGGUUGUACAAGACCGGACGAAUACCGAAGGCUUCACUAUCUGGACCCUAUGGAAAAAUAACACAACCUACCGGAUUCAGAAACUAGAUUUUCGGAGUGCCUCUCCUGCACGCGUUCGCGAUGCCUGGAGCCAGGGAUGGACGGCCAUGGCCGCAGAGACUCUUCGCGAGACACCACUACCAACAGUGUUCCAAGGAGAUCCCUCAGAUGGGACAGACAAGUGGUUAGAGUUUAUCUUAACCCCGGGACGAUUUACUGAAGCCACCGUCGAGACCGGCCUUGCUAUCUACGAGGGUGGCCUGGGAACAAAAGAUUUAACACGCAAAUCUGGAACUUUGGCGGAGCGGAUGUGUUCCUCCAUAGCUUCAACAGUCUCUUUGGGCCGCGCGUCUGAUAGAAGUAUGGACUUUGAACAAUUCCGUGCUGCGACGGAUGCGCAAUGGCGUCGCUUUUACCGCCUCCUUAUCGAAUUGGACAAGCAGCGUGGCGAGGCGAUGUCGCUCGUUAUAGACCCUCAGGGCGAGAUGCCAUGGGUGGUAUUAGCAGAUGGGUUGACCGCAGUACGGGAUUGCAGUGCGUUGGAGCAAAUAUGGCACAAUCCAGAAAUGGCACCUUCAGGGACUGGGCAUGUGACGGCUUUGGUGAUUGCCGCAGCUGCCCUCCGAGAAUCAUUACCAGAUCAAUUUCAUCACAGCUGUAACGCCGCUGUGCUUGGGGAGCUUUUUGAAGAGCCAUCUCUUAUUGACCAGGCCAGAAUGAGAGCUUUUUAUGAUAAAUGCGACUUCGCCAAUCACAUCGGAGAUGAAGAAUACAACCAGCUCUUAGCCAAUCUAGGGGGUGGUUUCAAAGAUGUCACACCUCAGAUCUACGAAGACUUGCUGGAGUUGAUGAGCGCUUCUGAAGAUAUUGACAAAAGACCACAUCUGCUCCCUCUGGCGGAAUUUGGUAACAAGUUGAUUGUGAAGGGAGUGCAGGAGAUAAUUGAGCUACAUCGGAACAUCUGUCUUGAUCAGCUCGUCUUGCUGGUUCUCAUCGAAGCUGAAGUCAACCAUACAGAAGAUGGGAUCCAGUUUGAGACUGGUGCGGUUUUCAGACAGCUCAUCAUGAUGCUGCAGAGACUUGAGCUUAUCAGCUGGCUCGCAAAAACGCAGAUUUCUUUACCCUUGGCGCGAGAGCGCUCAAAUUCCAUUUCCGAAAAGUCUUCUAGUCUUACGAAAAAACCGAUACCAAGUACAGAAACAAUAACUGUCCUAGAAGGGGUCCUUCGGCAUCUCUUUGGACUUGACACCCGAAGCGAUGAAUCUAUGUCAUCAGCAUUGACAGAAGUCAUCAUCCAAAUCUGCGCUCCUGAUAGCGAGUAUGAAGCUCCACCAGCUGUCAUCCAAUGUUUCUUAUUAAAGUAUGGCCGAGCGGAUUUGGCCAUAGAAUUCUCCAGAUUCGCUGCAAACGAUGCCUUCUCUACUUAUGUCCAGGGCCGAGCAUGUCUCGCAUCCAACGAUGCAUCCACGGCGUCCAUGCUCUUUAAAAAGGCAGCCUUUGGUAUUGCAAACCCAGAUCCAGGGAAACGUAUUGAUUAUCGAAGCGCUGGGUAUCUGGAUGCAACUGAGAGAAACCUCCUGAAUGCCGGCAUGCCACAGUAUUACUCCCAUAUCGUGGCAUUGUACGACAAACAGAAAGCCUACUCCUUUGUUAUCGAUUUUGCAAGACUAUCACUCCAAUUCAUCAAGCCUGGCAUCAAUGACCCUCAAAGUAAUCAGCUUCGCACCGAAAUGCAUAGCCGCCUCUUCAACGCAGCAAUCCAAACAUCCCAUUACGAGCUAGCACACUCUAUCUUGGCACUCAUGACCGACCCUGCUCUUCAACACUCAUCCCUUCGCACUCUAGUCACAAAGAUGUGUGAAUCCUCCUACGCAUCCCAACUUACCGACCUCCCCUUCCUCGGCCUUCAAGAUACUGUGGACGAGAUCCUGGCUCAAAAAUGCCAAAGUAUUGUUGACGUCAACAUGGGUGUUCCAUAUCACAAAAUCCUCUACGCGUGGCGGAUCAAGCGUAGUGAUUUCCGAGGCGCCGCAGCCAUCUCACUUGAACGGUUACAGCGAUUACAGCAAUCCGGUGAUGGCGAUAAGACACUGGGGGGUGAUUAUCUCGAGACAGCUGUCACGAGACAGUAUGUUGCGCUUAUCAAUGCUUUGAGUUGUGUAGAUCCCAAAGAAGCAUGGGUUUUGGCAGAAGAACUCCCUCGUAAGCAAGCACCAGGAGUGAAGACGGCGCAGCCAAAGAGAAAGGUUGUCACGUUAGAAGACAUUAGGAAAGCCUAUCAGGAGGAACUGGACAGGAUAGCGGCGAUUGAAAAUAACCAGUUUGCAUUUGCGGGCGGGGAUGAGAUGGAUGUAUUAUGA
Molecule: messenger RNA, 3549 nt
Organism: Amorphotheca resinae ATCC 22711
Lineage: Eukaryota; Fungi; Ascomycota; Leotiomycetes; Helotiales; Amorphothecaceae
Exons: 3
Coding region: 1-3549 (1182 amino acids)
Cellular component (GO): nuclear pore
Molecular function (GO): structural constituent of nuclear pore
Source: RefSeq, a predicted model, not a curated record